Messenger RNA from Trichoderma harzianum CBS 226.95, 915 nucleotides. RefSeq lists its product as hypothetical. Bases 1 to 915 code for a protein of 304 amino acids. Gene Ontology annotation, cellular component: plasma membrane. The transcript has 2 exons. The record is from RefSeq and is a predicted model, not a curated record. NCBI's taxonomy places the organism in Eukaryota, Fungi, Ascomycota, Sordariomycetes, Hypocreales, Hypocreaceae.
AUGAAAUCGUCAACACUUGUUUCCGGCGCCUUCGUGGUCGCAGCCCAGGUGUACACGGCGCUUGCCGGAACCGCCGUGAGAGGAUCUCACGAUAUUACUCAUGUCAUUCGAGGCAACCUCCAGUUGCCAUCACAACCGCCCGUGCCAAAUGCCGUUCGAUCACAGGGCUGCUGGAGCUCCAAGGGUAAUAUGACGCAAGCCACCGCCGUCGUGAGCACGAAAGUUUCAUCCGGAUCAUGCACCGGUUAUUGCUCAACAAAUAAAUUCCCUGUUGCCGCCCUGCAAGGCGAUGAAUGUUUCUGCGGAUUCGCCUAUCCUCCCGAUGGCGAUCAGGUCGAAGAUACCAAAUGCGCUUUCCCUUGCCCAGCCUAUCCCCAGGAGGCUUGUGGUCAAAUUGGACAUCCAGGAUUUUUCUCCGUUUUCAACACCGGUGUCAACAUCAACCCUCCUUACUAUGAGCCCCCCUCGUCAUCAACAUCCUCUUCUUCAUCAUCUUCUACUUCCACGACAUCGUCUGGCUCUGAGAAGUCCUCGUCCGCAGCAUCUCCUUCGGGCCCUGCCAGCCAGUCUGCGGAAGCCACCCCUACAGAUGCACCGACCGACAACAAGAAGAAGACCAACGUUGCCGGUAUCGCUGCAGGCACUGUCGUCGGUGUUGUCGUCUUAGGUGGUCUUCUCGGAGCUGCCUUCUUCACUAUGAGGCGGAGACGGAAUGCCGAAAUCGAAGAGGAGCAUCGCCGGAAUGCCGCCGUCAAUGCCUUCAUCAACGGCUCCAAGCCGCCAUCCACCAGCGGUAGCAUUUCCAUGACCGACUCCCGUCUCGACCCCAUCAUGGCCCACCGCAGGCUUAGUGACGGCAGUAUUGCGGAUAAUGAGGAUUACUCUCGCCGCAUCUUGAGGGUCACCAACGCAUGA